Trichomonas vaginalis G3 is the source of this 1929-nucleotide messenger RNA. RefSeq names its product Ankyrin repeat family. Gene Ontology annotation, molecular function: protein binding. Bases 1 to 1929 code for a protein of 642 amino acids. The transcript has a single exon. The record is from RefSeq and is a predicted model, not a curated record. Lineage: Eukaryota; Parabasalia; Trichomonadida; Trichomonadidae.
AUGGCUUCUCCCCUUCAAAUCAAUAUAAAUUACAUUAAUAAUCUAGCUGAAAAGAUUAUCACAGACCAAGCUACGGAAUUCAAUAGGCUUUUAGACUCAAUUAUUACCACAGAUCAGAAAGAAUUUUUUUUUAAUGGGGAAUCCGGCAUAUUCUUCAGCCAGCUGGAGCUAAGGCCCAAAGACAAUGCAACUAUUAUAGAUUCUCUUGUAUUUUACAAAGCAAAAAAAAUUUUUAAUUCGAAUUUCAAGGUGAUUCAAAAUACCUUCAAUCAUUUCCAUUAUAUUAAUUCUAAAGAGCACUGCUUCUAUUAUAUCAUUCAUAAUAAAGAUUAUCAAGACAAUCAAAAUCCAAAUAUUGACAUAGAAUUAACAGAAUCCGUAUUAGAUCUAUACGAAAACAAUCUCAAGCUAUUUUUAGAUUCAUUACUUUUUGAACAACAUUUAAUCAGUUUAUAUGAAUUAGGAUCCGAAAAAAUUCAAAACGCUAUUGCAGAAUUGAUCCCAACAUUACCACAUCUUUCCAUUAAUCAAGCAAUUGUUUCAAAAAGUACAAAGAUGCUAGAUUUAGUAAGUAAUUUUCUUACAGACCAAAAUUUCAGAUCAUUCAUGAGUACAACAAGUCCACAGCUUACAUUAUUCCAUUAUGCAGCACUUACUCUCGAUGUUGAUGUCUUCAUGUGGUGUUUUCAAAAAGUUUUAUUUCUAAAAAACGAAGAUGGAUCAAUAUCAAAUACAGAGGAUACAGAUAAAUAUGUAUUGGAAUUUUUCGAAUCCAAGAAAGAUUUUUUGAUGUACUGCAUCAAAAAUUCGAAAGAUAACCCAACUGAAUUUGUUUACCAAUUGCUUUCUAAUGAAACAUUUAGAAGUUAUUCUGGAUACAAAGGAUUGAUUCUUCAUAGAGACAAAAACAAUAAUAAUUUGUUACAUUACGCAUGCAUGAGAGGAAAUGCAGAGUUGUUUAAUAUGAUUUCUUCUGAGUUUCUUAAUAUUAUCAACGAAGCUUCUGAAGGAAAAAUGAUUGAAGGAACAGAUAUUCCUAUUACACUUGGUUUGCUUUCUCUCAAAAACAAAGACGGCGAAUGUCCAAUUCAUCUCGCUGUAAAAAGCAAAUCCAUGGAGAUUUUACAGAUGGCAAUUAACUUCAAUGAUUUGUUUGGAGCGAGCAACCAAUGCGAUCUUUUCGAGAAUGAUGUGGUAGGUGUUUACCAAAUCGACGGAAAGAAACAAACAAUAUUGCAUUUAGCAGUUAAAGCUGGUUGGAUUGAAGGUGUCAUAGAAAUUCUUAAGCUUGAAAUAAAUAUUGCACAGCAUUUCGAUAUUGAAAGUGAAAUCUCGGCAAUUACAAAAAUUCCUGAUAUUGCGAAGGUUCUUGAUAUCGAAGAUAAAGCUAUAAAGGUUAGAUUAACUGAUGGAAAAUUAAGUAUUCAUAAAAUCGAAGAAGAUGUUUCGAUUUAUUGCACUGCAAUCGAAGAGAAAAAGUAUUUCUUUACGAAACGUAAAGAUCAGUAUGGACUUAGUCCUAUUGCUUGGAUGGCAAUUAAUGGCAAUUUGGAGAUGUUGCAAAUCGUUCAUGAUUCGUUUGAAGAAGAUAUUUUGUACGCUGACAAAUCAAUGUACACAAAAAGAAGACUUUUGCACUGGGCUGUCAUCGAAAAUCAAGAUGCUAUUGUUGAUUAUCUGUUAGAAAAUACAGGAUUCCAUACGCAAAUCGAUAUUUUGUCUGGAGAACCACCUUUUUCUGCCCUUCAUUAUGCAGUGAAAUUAGAAAAUUUCCAUAUGAUGCAAACUCUAAUUCAUAAUGGAAGUGAACCAAAUAGAACUAACAAACAAUUCAAGGUCAAGUCGCCGUUUGAAAUAACUGAAGAUGAUUUAUUGAGAGAUACAAUGAACAAUGAAUUAGAACAAAGAAGAUAUCGAGAAAAUCAAUAA